AUGGAUUUCUCUGUCGACAUGAGCUGUGAGAUAAAAGUUAAUAGAAACUGCGAGCUUUGCCAUCGAAAAGUGACUGAAGUUAUGCAGUCUCUCACCGGACAUUACUCUGUAACGUAUCUUGGAGACAACAACACAAUUAAACUCAAGUCAAGAGCUAACCCUAAUGUGAUUAUGUGGCUCAAUCACAAGUACGGUGAUCACGGCAAGCUCACCAACUUCGUCAUGAACGGCGAACCUGUCACACCUCAACCUGGUGGCGGUUAUUACGGUCCUUCAGGCUAUAAUAAUCUUCCUUCCAACGCCCCUGGUUAUUAUCCAUACCCUUCUCCUUACGCUCCGCAGCCGAAGCAGUUUCUCCCCGGCAACUUUGGUCUCCAUAUGGCUAAUCCAACGCAGAAGGAGGCUCCACAGGGGAUUUAUAAGCAGCAUACAUCGCCACCGUCUUAUGUUAUGCAGCCUCCACCGCCAAUGCCGUUGUCUAGUUACUCUUACAUUGAACCUCCGUAUUGGCCGUUGAAUAGGAUGUGA
This is a messenger RNA of Eruca vesicaria subsp. sativa (arugula), 528 nucleotides long. Lineage: Eukaryota; Viridiplantae; Streptophyta; Magnoliopsida; Brassicales; Brassicaceae. The record is from the annotation of a GenBank genome assembly.